This is a messenger RNA of Puntigrus tetrazona (Sumatra barb), 5158 nucleotides long. RefSeq names its product discoidin domain receptor tyrosine kinase 1 (gene ddr1). The transcript is spliced from 19 exons. Bases 420 to 3350 code for a protein of 976 amino acids. Lineage: Eukaryota; Metazoa; Chordata; Actinopteri; Cypriniformes; Cyprinidae. Gene Ontology annotation, cellular component: membrane; signaling receptor complex. The record is from RefSeq and is a predicted model, not a curated record. Gene Ontology annotation, molecular function: protein tyrosine kinase collagen receptor activity; ATP binding; collagen binding. Gene Ontology annotation, biological process: cell surface receptor protein tyrosine kinase signaling pathway; protein phosphorylation; positive regulation of kinase activity.
CGAGCCCUGAGGGGAAGAGAAAGAGGUCUAAAAGCUAAGCGCUUAUGAGCGCGCGGAGAGAGAAGCACUGAUUGAGGAAUAAAUAAGGACGCCGGUGUCGUUUGCGCUCGUAGAGGUGAUCGGAUCUUAACGCACAUUCCUGCUUGCUUGCGCGGGACUUACGGCUUGCCUCCUUUCACAAACUUUCUGCCUUUGCUUUCCCGACGCCGUUCAUUUACUGCUGAUUUUUGUGGCUUUAAGCACGAAGUCGUAAAACUGCGCCAGAUUAUAUUUACCUAGUAUAUAAACGACCUGCCGAAGUGAGGAACUCGGAUUAAAAAGAAGAUCGUUUGGAGACGUUUUCGCGUUUUGGCAGGCUUCUAGGUAUGUCUGUAGAAGAUAGUUCAGCUCUGGACAGGUAACUAGGUGUCACUGUUGCUAUGGCAACGCAGAUGCUGCCGUUGUUGCCUGCCCUCCUCACGGUCCUCCUCGUUUCCUGGACGACGGCCCAGGACGUGGAUUGGCAUUUUGACUCUGCUAAGUGUCGCUACGCUCUGGGGAUGGAGGAUGGCACCAUACCCGACUCUGACAUCACCGCAUCCAGCGCCUGGUCCGACUCAACCGAGGCCAAACACGGCAGGUUAAGUAAAGGAGAGGGGGAUGGUGCAUGGUGUCCAGCUGGUCCAGUGUUUCCCAGCGGCUCCGAGUACCUUCAGGUGGAUCUGCACAAGCUUUAUUUCCUGUCUCUGGUGGGCACGCAGGGUCGCCACGCAGACGGGCUCGGGCGGGAGUUUACACGCAGUUACCGGCUGCGCUACUCUCGUGAUGGACGACACUGGAUAACAUGGAAGGACCGCUGGGGACAAGAGGUGGUGUCAGGGAACGAGAACACACACGAUGUGGUCCUGAAGGACCUGGGUCCGCCCAUCAUAGCACGCAUGGUGCGCUUCUACCCGCUGGCAGACCGUGUGAUGAGUGUGUGUCUGAGAGUUGAACUCUAUGGUUGUGUUUGGAAGGACGGACUAAAGGCGUACACUGCUCCUGUGGGUCAUGUGAUGGACCUGCCGGGCACUCCUGUAUACCUUAAUGACUCCAUCUAUGACGGCAGUAAAGAGGCAGGGGUGAUGUUCGGAGGAUUGGGCCAGUUGUGUGAUGGUGUUUUGGGUGGGAAUGAUUUCAUGGAGACUAAAGAGCUGAGAGUGUGGCCAGGAUAUGAUUACGUGGGCUGGAAUCAAGAAACCUUGGGCCAGCCCACUGUUGACAUUGAGUUUCACUUCGAGAAAACACGGGUCUUUCACACCAUGCAGGUGCACAGUAAUCACAGACACACUCAGAAUGUGCGGGUGUUCAAGGAAGUGGUGUGUGAGUUUAAGGCCAGUCUGCUGAGCCCGUGGGCCGAGCCUGCGCUCAGUCUUCAAGUGCCGCUGUCUGACCUACACGACCCUUCGUCCCGCACCAUCUCACUGCCACUCGGAGGACGUCCAGCACAAAUUCUCCGUUGCCGUUUUUCUUUCAGUGACCAAUGGCUCCUCAUCAGCGAGAUAAGCUUCUACUCGAUGCCAUUUGAGGAUGGAUCCAUCCUUCCUCUGCCUUCCUCCAGCACUCGUCCUCUCAAUGCCACUUCUUCUCAAACCCCCAGCCCCACAAACGGCACGAGCAGCUCUACCGACUUCCUCAUGACCAUUACUUCACUGCUGCCCAGCAGCAUACCAACAGAGUUUCCUGCUGUCACUCUGAGGGCAGGCUUACCUGUGGCCAAAGAUGACAGCAGCAACACGGCCAUCCUGAUUGGCUGCCUCGUUGGAAUUAUCCUGCUCCUAUUGGCUGUCAUAGCCGUCAUACUUUGGAGGCAGUACUGGAAGAAACUACUUGGCAAGGCCCAAGGCAGCCUCUCCAGCGACGAGCUGCGGGUUCAUCUUUCGGUUCCAUCCGACAACGUGGUGAUCAAUAACACUAACACCCACACGUACUCCAGCCGCUACCAGCGCAUACACACCUUCCCAGACGAGCGGGACCGUGAAGGAGAAUACCAGGAGCCCAGCACUGUGCUGCGGCCCCGAGAGCAACGUGACAGCACAGCACUGCUGUUAAACAACCCAGCAUAUCAUCUCCUCCUGUCUGACCUGACACAUGGCCCCAACAGGCUGACAAACUGCCACAGCCAGCAAGAAAAGCCCCAAAACCUGUCCCAGGCAUGUGCUAUUGAUAUGGUUGAUAAAGGCCUGCCAAUUCAAGAGGGACCGCCUCCCUACCCUGGAGCCCCGCCCCCUGGCCUGUCAGCAGCUCAUUAUGGAGAGGCAUCUGGAGGCGGAGGAAGCGUUCCUCAUUAUGCAGAAGCUGACAUCAUCAGUCUGCAAGGCGUUAGCGGUAACAAUACAUAUGCAGUCCCCGCCCUCUCUGCCACGCCCACUGAUUGUCCACCACUGCCCGAGUUACCUAGGGAACGACUUAUAUUCAAAGAAAAGCUGGGAGAAGGACAAUUUGGAGAGGUUCAUCUUUGUGAGAUUGAAAACCCUCAGGACCUCGCAAACCUUGAGUUCCCAUUUAAUGUCAGGAAAGGGCGCCCUCUGCUGGUGGCUGUGAAGAUUUUAAGGCCUGACGCCUCUAAAAAUGCCAGGAACGAUUUUCUGAAGGAGGUGAAGAUUUUAUCUCGCCUGAAGGAUCCGAACAUAAUCCGCCUGCUGGGUGUGUGCGUAAGCAGCGACCCACUGUGUAUGGUCACAGAGUACAUGGAGAGUGGCGACCUCAAUCAGUACCUCUCCCAUAGAGUGUUGCUGGACAAGUCCGGCCCUUCACACAAUACACCCACCAUCAGCUACCCAGCUUUGAUCGCCAUGGCGAGUCAGAUCGCAUCAGGAAUGAAGUUCUUGUCGUCUCUGAACUUUGUGCACCGAGACCUGGCCACGCGGAACUGCCUAGUGGGUGGAGAGAGGGGUGAGGGGGAGGACCGCGGCGGAGAGCGACAGAUAAAGAUCGCUGAUUUUGGCAUGAGCAGGAACCUCUAUGCUGGUGAUUACUACAGGAUACAGGGACGAGCUGUGCUACCCAUUCGCUGGAUGGCAUGGGAGUGCAUCCUUAUGGGGAAGUUCACUACGGCCAGUGACGUGUGGGCAUUCGGCGUGACGUUAUGGGAGAUGCUGAGUGUGUGUCAGGAGCAGCCGUACAGUCACAUGACCGACGAACAGGUCAUCGACAACGCAGGGGAGUUUUUCAGAGACCAGGGCAGACAGGUGUACCUGUCUCGCCCGGCUGUAUGCCCACAGGGUUUGUAUGAGCUGAUGCUUAGCUGCUGGAACAGAGACUGUAAACUACGGCCUUCCUUUGCGUACAUUCACUCCUUUCUCACCGAAGACGCCAUGAACAUGGUUUAGUAAGUGACAGUGAGAUGAAAAGCAGAAGAAUGUACGAAAGUGUGUGUGGACCACAGACUGGUGGUGUGUUUUUAAACAGACACGGCUAAGCACUCUUAUGUAAAUUAGCGUAUUUUUUGAUGGGUGGGUUGGGGUGAAUAAAAGCCGCAGGUUCGGUGCCCCUAAAAUAACCCACUUUUCACCCCUUAUCCUGAACUCUUCAAGCAACGUUUUAUCCCCGAAUCAUUUUAGACCCAUUGACCCCUCACUAUCACAUCGCUAUUCCACAGUAUUUGCUUUCACAGAGACACCGAUCUCCCAGAAUGCACCACAGAAGUGGCCGAGUCAUUGUUUCUUUCCCGAAACGUAAUUCUGCCUCGUGUUUUUUUUUUCUCCAAGAAUAAAACGGUCUUUUGCGUUCUGCGAGGUCCAGUAAUGAUGACUAAGCGCUGACGAUGGUCUAAUGUGGGAUUGAUUUUGGGAUAAAAUGUUGCUUGGCAUCUGAACCUUAAAUCCAGGUCCUCUAACCUGUAUUAGAACUGUCUCUUCAUUCCCUAAACACUGAAUAGAUCUCGAAACGUAAUCAUAUAAACUGGUGGAGGGUUUCAUAGUUAGAUGACAGGCAGCACACAAAAGCACACGGCUCUACAAACCGAUCAUUUAGAAAGGCAUUUGAAAGAUGUGCGUAUUAAAACAUACAACAGCAGAAAUAGCUUUUUCUACUUGCAUAUUAAGUGAAAAUAGUGAGUUACAUUUUUAGAAGUAAAUUCAGUCUAACUUUGCUAGAAAUCGUAGUCAUGUAGACAACCUGAGGAUGCAUCAGCCAGUUUUUCAUGUCUUUUCUGUGGUGGAGGGUUAUUCAUCAUUUAGAAAUGCUCGCGAUCGUUAAACGUUCAACACCGAGUGGGACGUUUUCAUCUCAUUGAUAUGAAAUAAUUUUUUUCCCCUCUUGCAGAACCAUUUAAAGUGUUGAUAAAUGUCAGUAACAUGUUGUAAAGAUCUUUUGGUGUGUAUUCAAAAUUAUGUACAUAAAUGGCUGAAUUAUUUCCAUUAUGUGAAUAAUUGUAUACAGUGAUGGCUGAUAUGUGAAACACAGGUUUAUAACAUGAUAAAUUUGUCAGAUUCAGCCCAAAUAGGAAAUAGAUUAUUGUGACUCCACCCCUGCACAUAAAUGCUCCUUUAAAGUCUGUUCACGCCAUGGACAAAAACUACAAUUCUAAAGUUUUAAUAACCGUUAUGAUUGUGUAGGAACGAUGAAAGUCACUCCACUGAUAGGAUGACAUCAGCAGAGAAACAAUAUGGUGGGAAUCGCUUUCAGCCAAUCAGAAUCUGACUUUUAAGGAGCUUAAGCAUUUAAAGUUGCAGAAGACAAAACCGCAACCUGUGCUUGUAAUAAACAGAGCCUCAUGCUGUGUUGGUGCAGCUUUCGUUCUUGGUGUAGACGGGCUUUUCUUCAGCCAUCUCAGCAUUUCCAGUCGCUCCUCCCUUCAUUGACUAUUCAAUGAAGGGAGGAGUUCACACCAAGAACAAAGAUCAUAAUGAUAAUUAUAUAGCAUUCACACCAAUAGACGAUAAUGUUUUGUUUGUUUUAAGCACUUGUCAUAUUGUUGCCUGUACAGCUGGGUGGAUUCUGAUUGGCUGUCAAUGCUUUAUGAUCCAUUAUAAAAAAAGUGAAUACAAGACCUGUUCUCACUAACAACGAUUACUAUGAAGCUUUAAAGGCAUACUCCACCCCAAGAUGAAACUUUUUUUUUUCAUUAAUCUCUUACCUCCAUGCCUUUACUCUCGUCUUAGGAACACAAUUAAAGAUAUUUUGGAUUAAAAAAAAA